GUUAUUAUGUUUAUUUGUUCCUUAGUAGAAAGAAAACACUUCAACUUAAUCUUUUCUAUGUUUCGUUUUUAUUUACAAAAAUUUGUUGGAAGGUUAUCGCUUUCCUAAUUUUUAAUUGCAUGAAAUAGCGAAUAUUAUUCAAAAUGAGAGUCGUUGUGCCUCUGCUGAAGUUGGGUUUGGCUGGUGGAGCAGUUUAUUAUGUUGCUGACCAAGGCUUAUUCAGUAUCAGUCAAAAAGAAACAAUAGAUGCUUCAAAGAGAAUUUCAAAUUCUGUACCUGAGGUACCUGGUCUAGAAAAUUACACAAACAAGCUAUCUGUUGGAAUAUCAAAGAAUGAUCUAAUCAAUUACUGGAAUACCGGUGUGAAAGUAAGCAUUGCAGCUCUGGCAUCCUUGCCAGCUGAUACCAAAGAAUUGGCAUCUAGAGGUUACCAUUAUAUGAAAGAGGAAUUAGGAAAACAGAUGAAAUAGAGGUGAAAUUAAUCUAGGACAAUCGCUUUGUCUCAUUUUAUAGUUUGUCUUCUGUACAAUAAAUCUUUUUACUCUUGAA
Argiope bruennichi is the source of this 549-nucleotide messenger RNA. Its product is annotated as MICOS complex subunit MIC13-like. NCBI's taxonomy places the organism in Eukaryota, Metazoa, Arthropoda, Arachnida, Araneae, Araneidae. The transcript is spliced from 4 exons. The coding region runs from base 144 to 470 and encodes 108 amino acids. Gene Ontology annotation, biological process: cristae formation. Gene Ontology annotation, cellular component: mitochondrial crista junction; MICOS complex. The record is from RefSeq and is a predicted model, not a curated record.